AGUGACGCGUGCGCAUAUUAUCGAGGAAGAAGAAAAGCACCAGUGUUUAAGUCACGGCAGAAAUUUGUAAACAUCAGCGAGCAGAGCGACGUGUGUGCGUCGUUAGGAUGGAAAUAUAGAGGUUCACCUAAAGGUGUGGGACUUAACUUUGUUCUUCAGUGCAUGGAAUCAAAGCCAAUGCGCAGGGCCUCCAGCGUACGCCAAGACACCACUGGAAUGGACAUCACCAGCCGCUGCACUCUGGGGGACCCCAACAAACUCCCUGAAGGGGUCCCCCAGCCUGCACGCAUGCCCUACGUCUCAGACAAACACCCGCGGCAGACCCUGGAGGUGAUCAACCUGCUGAGGAAACACCGUGAGCUCUGUGACGUGGUGCUGGUGGUGGGGGCCAAGAAGAUCUACGCUCACCGUGUGAUUCUAUCCGCCUGCAGCCCCUAUUUCAGGGCAAUGUUUACUGGGGAGCUGGCAGAAAGCAGACAGACUGAGGUAGUUAUCCGGGACAUCGACGAGAGAGCCAUGGAGCUGCUCAUUGACUUUGCCUACACCUCACAGGUGACUGUAGAGGAGGGGAAUGUGCAAACACUUCUUCCCGCAGCCUGCCUCCUCCAGCUGGCUGAGAUCCAGGAGGCCUGCUGCGAGUUCCUCAAGAGGCAGCUGGAUCCCUCCAACUGUCUGGGCAUCAGGGCUUUCGCUGACACGCACUCUUGCCGCGAGCUGCUCCGCAUUGCAGACAAGUUCACCCAGCACAAUUUUCAAGAGGUCAUGGAAAGUGAAGAGUUCAUGCUGCUGCCAGCCAACCAGCUGAUCGAUAUAAUCUCUAGUGAUGAGCUAAACGUGCGGAGCGAGGAGCAGGUCUUCAACGCGGUGAUGGCCUGGGUGAAAUACAGCAUCCAGGAACGCAGGCCGCAGCUGCCACAGGUCCUGCAGCAUGUACGUCUGCCGCUGCUCAGUCCCAAGUUCCUGGUCGGCACUGUGGGUUCAGAUCCACUCAUCAAGAGUGACGAGGAGUGCAGAGACCUGGUUGAUGAAGCGAAGAAUUAUCUGCUGCUGCCACAGGAGAGGCCCCUGAUGCAGGGCCCCAGGACACGGCCGAGGAAACCCAUCCGCUGUGGAGAGGUUCUUUUUGCAGUUGGUGGAUGGUGCAGCGGAGACGCCAUUUCCAGCGUGGAGCGAUACGAUCCUCAGACCAACGAGUGGCGGAUGGUAGCAUCGAUGAGCAAGCGGCGAUGUGGGGUCGGUGUCAGUGUCCUGGACGACUUGCUGUACGCGGUGGGAGGUCACGACGGCUCGUCGUAUCUCAAUUCUGUGGAGAGAUAUGAUCCUAAGACAAAUCAGUGGAGCAGUGACGUGGCUCCUACAAGCACGUGUCGCACCAGUGUGGGCGUGGCUGUCCUGGGUGGUUACCUGUACGCCGUAGGAGGUCAGGAUGGGGUUUCUUGCCUCAACAUUGUGGAAAGAUAUGAUCCAAAGGAGAACAAAUGGACUCGUGUGGCCUCCAUGAGCACCAGGCGACUGGGUGUAGCUGUGGCUGUGCUCGGAGGGUUUCUUUAUGCGGUGGGAGGUUCGGAUGGAACGUCACCGUUAAAUACAGUGGAGCGCUACAACCCGCAGGAGAACCGCUGGCACACCGUAUCCCCGAUGGGCACCAGGAGGAAGCACCUGGGCUGUGCCGUCUACCAGGACAUGAUUUACUCUGUCGGAGGGAGGGACGACACCACGGAGUUGAGCAGUGCAGAGCGGUACAACCCCAGGACCAACCAGUGGUCUCCUGUGGUGGCCAUGACCUCCAGGCGGAGCGGGGUGGGCUUGGCUGUGGUUAACGGUCAGCUGAUGGCAGUAGGAGGCUUUGACGGAACGACGUAUCUCAAAACUAUAGAAGUCUACGACCCUGACGCCAACACAUGGAGGUUGUACGGAGGAAUGAACUACCGUCGACUAGGUGGAGGGGUGGGUGUCAUAAAAAUGACUCAUUGUGAAUCUCACAUAUGGUAACAACACCACCACCUCCACCGCUCUACACUCACUCACUCACUUCUCAUCACAUUGCAAUGGAUGCCUCUUUUCUGCAACUCUCGUGCCUCCAGAAGAGAUGCUGUCAAAUGAUGCGAGGAUGAGAGGAAAGUGUGUCUGGAGGGGCACAGCUCGAGAGGGAAAGAGGGACAAACUCCUAGUUCCUCCCCUCUAUUUCCACUCUAAAGUGAGUGACUCUGGUUGUCUUCGUCCGACUGUGAUCAGCGUGAAGUGGGCCAAGUACCAUUAAGCUUCGUGGGAGAGGGCAGUCCAUGUCCUGUGACCGCGGUUUUAUCGGUCGCGGAUAUUUGAAUGGAACAACUGAACUCCAUCAGACUUCAAUGUUAAUUAUUCAACGUCCAAAAAGCAUCAGGUCACUGGAAGAGGGCUUUUUCCAUCACCUUCGCCAUAUCUCCGAAAUUCUUUGGGCUUUGAAGCGUACAUCUCCACUGCGGCUGGAUCUCGUGUGUAGAAUCGAAGAGUAGAAAAUGGACAGGUAGUUUCCCCUCUGCCUUCACACUGUUACUGAAUGGGACUGCUGCACUUUACAGGAGGCUACUGUAGCCUUUUGUUACAUUUUUGAUAUAAUUUCAGUUUAGUUAAAAGGAUUGUUUCUGCUUAUAUGAGAUUCAGACAUAGACUGUGCUGUUUGCUUUCCCGUCAUCUAGAACCUGGUAAACACAUUUUAGCCUCUUAACCUAAGGCCAACCUAAUUUAAUCUAAUCUAAGAUAUCGUAGGAAUAUGUUCGCUGCAUUAUUUCGCCAUAAAACAGCUUUAUGUUGCUCUGUAAAUUGCCACACCAAACUACCAAACUACAAAUCAGCAUUUUUAACUUGUGGGGACACAGAGGCUUCUUGUCUGCUGCGGCCUCAUUUUGGUCAGUUCGUUUCACUUAUUUAAAUCCAAAUGAGGGAUUUAAA
This is a messenger RNA of Solea solea (common sole), 2931 nucleotides long. It is a transcript of the gene klhl20, whose product is annotated as kelch-like family member 20. Lineage: Eukaryota; Metazoa; Chordata; Actinopteri; Pleuronectiformes; Soleidae. The coding region runs from base 163 to 1992 and encodes 609 amino acids. The transcript is spliced from 14 exons. The record is from RefSeq and is a predicted model, not a curated record. Gene Ontology annotation, molecular function: protein binding.